Molecule: messenger RNA, 3283 nt
Organism: Molossus molossus (Pallas's mastiff bat)
Lineage: Eukaryota; Metazoa; Chordata; Mammalia; Chiroptera; Molossidae
Product: schlafen family member 5-like
Exons: 5
Coding region: 156-2825 (889 amino acids)
Source: RefSeq, a predicted model, not a curated record
UCAGUUGACAUAAGGACGACCUGACGCUGGAGGGUAAAGGCCACUGCUCUGGAAUUGAGAGGCUCCGUCGCUGUCUUCUGGAGGGAGGCGUGCUGCAGAGGAGAGUUCCUGACCGGAGAACAUUUCAAGCUAAGAAUAGGAAGAGUCCUGAGAAGAUGAGUCUCAAGAUUGAUUUGGAAACAGAUUUUGCUGAGUGUGUUUUAAAUGCAGGAAAAGUCAUCCUUGGGUGUACGCAAAGGAAUGAAAUGGACCCUCACCUGCAGGAAGAACAGAAUCAAAUCAUCUUGCGUGCAAUAUGUGCUCUGCUGAAUUCUGGCGGAGGAGUGGUCAAGAUUGAGAUUGCGAACAAAAACUACAAUUAUGAAACUCACGGAGUAGGAUUAAACGUGCCUUCAGUUUUCAAACACUAUUUAGAUGAGAUGCAACAGAAAGACAAAGAUCUCUUUUUUAUUUUUGUGAAGUCAUGGAAUGCAAGGGCCUCUGGUGUACGGCUUGCUACUUUGUCCUCCAAUUUGUACCACAGACAUCAAACAUCUACUGAUGUCAUGACGUCUCAGGAAGCACUGGCAUUCCUCAGAAGGAGGAUUCAGACUCUUCAGAAUAUUCAUGAUUCCAAUUUGUUAAGUCCACAGAAUGUUCAGGGUGGGAACAUAAAUGUCUCAGCGGCUGCUUUAUUUCAUAGCAGUGAUCACCUUCAGUACCUGCAAAAGCUCAACUUCACUAAGUCCGAGCAUGUUGAAUUCAAAAGGUUCUCAGGAGAGAUAUUACAAUGCUUUGCCAAGCAUCUCCCCAGUUGUGUGUCUGCAUUUGCAAACACUGAAGGAGGGUACAUAUUUUGGGGGGUGCAUGAAGAGACCCUUCAAGUCAUUGGAUAUAAAAAAGAGGAAAUAGAUUGUACCUCCUUGGAGGGCUUCAUCAGUAGCUGUAUUAGGAAGUUACCAGCCCAUCAUUUCUGCACCCAGAGGUGUGAGAUAAAACAUAAAAUCAAUCUCCUUGAAGUACACAAGCAGGGGGUCCUCUAUGGAUAUGUCUGUGCAAUCAAGGUGGAACAAUUCUGCUGUGCACUGUUUGCCAAAGAGCCUAGUGCCUGGCAGGUGAAAAACAACUGCGUGAGACAGCUGGCCACAAAUGAAUGGGCAGCUUGGAUGACAGAAACCGACCCAGAUCUUUCUAGGUUUCCUGAGUUGGUCCUUGAGCUGAGUUUGUCGUCCAGCACACCCUGCAGCAGGAGUGUGUGCACUCAUAAGAAUUCGGAAACGCUGAGAGAACAGCAAAGACGUUACUUUCCAGUAUCAGACAGCUUGGAGUAUAGACCACAAAGCCUCUACAAGGAACUGUGCUCGCAACAUAUAGGACUCAGAAACGUAAUGUUUCGUGUAAAGAACACUGUCCCUAAAGGAAUAUUGAUUUUUUCUCGAAGCUGGGCUGUGGAUGUGGGUCUGCAAGAGAAGCAGGGAGUCAUCUGUGAUGCUCUUCUACUUUCCCAGAACAAAAUCCCAGUCCUCUACACCAUCCUCAGUAAAAGAGAUGAGCACUGGAAGGACUAUUCUAUGACGGUUGCCCGCACCUUAAAGCAGAAGCUUGUGAACACAGGUGGCUACACUGGAAAAUUGUGCAUCAUUCCUUCUGCCUUCUUGCUGGAACCUGGUAAAACAUCAGAUGCCCUUUAUGGUUUAAAUUUGCAAAAAUACCCUGAGUCUUAUAAACUGAUGACCACACAGGAUAUGGAAGCUCUGUUGCAGUCCCUUGUGAUAGUUUUGCGUGGGUUCAGAUCUUUCUUAAGUGAAGAGCUGGGCUCUGAGGUUUUGAACCUACUCACGGAUAAACAGUAUGAGUUGCUUUCAAUGAACUUUCGUAGCACCAGAGAGCUGUUUGUACAUGGCUUACCUGGAUCAGGGAAGACCGUCCUGGCUCUUAGGAUCAUGGAAAAGAUCAGGAAUGUGUUUCACUGUCAACCAGGUGAAAUUCUUUACAUCUGUGAGAACAAGCCCCUGCAAGAAUUCGUGAGCCACAAACAUAUCUGCCAGGCAGUGACCCGAAGAGCCUUCCUGCAGCCCAAUGCAAACUUUGAAAAUAUUCAACACAUAAUCAUUGAUGAAGCUCAGAAUUUCCGCACUGAAAAUGGGGACUGGUAUGAGAAGGCAAAAACCAUCACUCGGAGAGGAAGGGCUCGCCCUGGCAUUCUCUGGAUCUUUAUAGACUACUUUCAGACCAGUCACAUGGACUGCAGUGGUCUCCCCCCUCUCUCAGAGCAGCAGAUAAGAGAAGUGCUCAUCAAAGUGGUCCGCAAUGCAGAUCCGAUAGCCAACUACCUACAAGAAAUAAUGCACGAGGUCAGAGAAAAUCCACCACCUAACAUCCCUGUUGGGUCCCUGAAUAUACUCAAUGAAGUUGAAAUGGCUCAUAGUGUCCCAGGCAACUUGGAGAUUAGGGAGUACUCAGACUUGGAGAGGAUGGUGGUUUAUAUAGCAGAGACAUGCCAGAUGUUCUUGAGGAAUGGUUAUUCCUACAAGGAUAUUGCUGUGCUUUGCAGCAAAGCAGCUGAUAUAGACACAUAUAAACAGAAUCUUCAAUCAGCAAUGAGGAGGAGAAGAAAUCCUCAGCUCAAUGAGGAAUCUGGUCCAUUAGUACAGAUCAAAGAUGCAUCAGAAAUCAAGGGCAACCACAUCGUGUUGGACAGUGUCCGUCGAUUUUCAGGCCUGGAAAGAAACAUCGUGUUUGGGAUCAGUCCAAGGGCAGCCGAGCCAGCUGUUUUCCACAAUCUGCUGCUCUGUUUGGCUUCCAGGGCAAGGAAAUAUCUGUAUAUUCUGAAGGUUUCUAACUGAUAGGAAGAUCCUAAUCUAAGAAACAAUUAAGUAGCCCUCAUCUCUGGUUAACUGUGAACAUAUUUGAUCUAAACAUGUGAUCAUCAAAUAUUUAAAGAACACUCACUGUGAGCCAUAUACUCUUCCUGGUGCUGGGGAUUGGGGAUAGGUUAGCAAAUCAGACAGAUGGGAAAAGGCAAAUCACAGAGAGUAAACCAAUACAAGUACAAGAAAUUUCAGUUAGUAAUAAGGGACACCAGAGUAGUAACUGGAUGGACCUGAGAUAUAGAGAUUGUGUGUGUGUGUGUGUGUGUGUGUGUGUGUGUGUGUGUGUGUGUGUGUGUAUGUAGGUAGGUAGGUUGGUGGUAGAUAGAAAGGAGGUUGGGCCCUGGUUUGGCUCAGCCGUUAGAGCGUCGGCCCAUGGACCAAUGAGUCGCGGGUUCGAUUCCCAAUAAAGGGCACUUACCUCGGUACCUCAG